Messenger RNA from Fomitiporia mediterranea MF3/22, 693 nucleotides. RefSeq lists its product as uncharacterized. The record is from RefSeq and is a predicted model, not a curated record. The coding region runs from base 1 to 693 and encodes 230 amino acids. The transcript is spliced from 4 exons. NCBI's taxonomy places the organism in Eukaryota, Fungi, Basidiomycota, Agaricomycetes, Hymenochaetales, Hymenochaetaceae.
AUGACAGCAUCUUAUCCAACGGACGCUGAAAAAUAUGUGCUUCGUUCGGCGGAACAACUCAUGGAAAAGACCAUGAGCAGGUAUGAUCCCUCUCACGACGCGUAUCAUGUGCAGCGUGUCCGCCGAACAGCUCUUGCAAUUGCCAAUUCCUUGGAUCCCAAACCAGAUCUUCUCGUUGUUGAACUCGCUGCAUUACUCCAUGACGUUCCCGACAAGAAAUACGUUGCUCCAGAACUCACAGCCGACCCGUUGGCAUUCUUCAUGCCAUUUUUCACAAGUGUUCAAACCCAUGUUGAUUUGAUCUCGAGUGGACGGGCUAAAUUAAUAACGAAGAUAGUUGAAAACGUAUCGUGGACUACCGAGAAAAGGCUUCGCGAAUCAGGAGCAAUCACUGAAUGGCACGAAUCUUGCAUUGAGCUGCAUUGUGUACAGGAUGCUGACAGACUGGAUGCUAUUGGGGCUUUUGGCGUUAUGAGAUGUUCGGCAUUCAGCAGCGCGACAAACCGUCCAUUGCAUGUCCCCGAAGAAGACCCGCGUUACGAAGAAUCUGCCGUUGCCCACUUUCAUGACAAAUUGUUAAAGAUCAAGGAACGUCUUAGGACGGGACCGGGAAAGAAAAUGGGACAAGAACGUCACGAUUUCAUGAUGACAUUCCUCGCUGCUCUGGAUAGAGAAUAUAUUACUCUUGCGUAA